Molecule: messenger RNA, 291 nt
Organism: Sodiomyces alkalinus F11
Lineage: Eukaryota; Fungi; Ascomycota; Sordariomycetes; Glomerellales; Plectosphaerellaceae
Exons: 3
Coding region: 1-291 (96 amino acids)
Source: RefSeq, a predicted model, not a curated record
AUGUCCGCCUCUUCAUACCACAGCCAUUGUGGAACUUGGCAGGAGCGCCUAGAGGAUGCCUGUCGCGAGGCGCAAAUCAUGCCGCCUGUCUUCCAGAUCGUUUCCGACCGCCGAGGCGGCCGUACAGCUUGGUCCAGCCGAGUCACCAUCCAAGGGCGGACUCUGGCAGCAAGGUUCUGGUACGAUGGCAAGAACCUCAACAACGCGAAGGAAGACGCCGCCGAGCUGGCACUCAACUACCUUGCGGGCUCCAACCCUAGCUCCCCAGCAAACAGCAGGGGGAGCUGGUAA